Messenger RNA from Sparassis crispa, 486 nucleotides. RefSeq lists its product as hypothetical. The transcript is spliced from 3 exons. Bases 1 to 486 code for a protein of 161 amino acids. Lineage: Eukaryota; Fungi; Basidiomycota; Agaricomycetes; Polyporales; Sparassidaceae. The record is from RefSeq and is a predicted model, not a curated record.
AUGCUGCAUAGAUCUUUGGAUUUAUAUCCUCUCCUCAUUGUAGACAAUAAACCAGCUACUGUGUGGCUCGUCGGAGAAGUCGACUCAUCUUGGUUCAAACUUCGCGGUGAACCCUUGGCCGUUGUGAGCAUCAAGAUCGGUUCAAACACUUCAGAUGUUUUGAAAGUGUCACGCUUCCAGAGCACCGGGAGUGGAGAGUAUGCUUCUGUGGAAGCCUUCCAAGACGUAUUUGAUGCCGACACCAAGUUCGGCCCCAGGAACACUAUGAGACAGAUGCAUGCCACGGACAUCCACAAAAAUGAUCUCGUCCUGGUCAAAUGUAACGUCACUCGUUGGAGGGUCGAUGCUAAAGGUAAGGCUUCAUACGAGAAGGGCUGGACCAAGUGGCGGACAGGUUUCGAACUCGUCACUAUAGCACGUCUGUAUGAUGGGCCCCAGGAGAUUAGAGCUGUUGUCCCGCGUGCGGAAGUUUCAUCAUUCAUCUAA